Messenger RNA from Cryptotermes secundus, 3310 nucleotides. Its product is annotated as protein RRNAD1. Bases 492 to 1967 code for a protein of 491 amino acids. The transcript has 10 exons. The record is from RefSeq and is a predicted model, not a curated record. NCBI's taxonomy places the organism in Eukaryota, Metazoa, Arthropoda, Insecta, Blattodea, Kalotermitidae.
AAAAUGGGAAAAUUGCCCAGAUACAGAAGAUAAAUUAAGCGGGUCAUCAAAUAAGUUCAGACUACAAAGUAAUAUGGUUGUAAAGUUAGUGAUAAUGUAAUUUCACAGCAUUACAUGCCAGUAGAAUGAUCCGUGGCUACGGUGACCGAGGGCGACUACCGUUAGUAGCGUUAGUAACCGGCAGUAACGAACGGUAACGAAGCAUAGUAAAGUUCUGUGAACGGUGUGAUAUUGUGAUGGGCGUGAUAGGUUAGAACGGUUAGAACGGGUUAGAAUGCCAAUUUGUGUGUCGUUGGUGAACGUUGGUGAAUGUUCGGUUAUAAUACAAAGUGGUUUCGUUAAGUGUAUUUUCUAUGCGGCUGCUGUUACUUGUUUAGAGGGAAUUACAUUUUUAUUUUUAGGUAUUACAUUGACACGUGAGGCUUUUAAUAUUACCAGUAAUUGUUUACUAAUGAAAUUCAUACGCAUAGUUUCUAUAAUUUGUUACGAACAUGUGGAAUAUGCCAGGAAAUUUAGUACUAACUGUGAAUAAUGGCUUUAAGGUGCUAGAAAUGUACAUGUGGCUAUUGGAUUCAUAUGUUUUGGACUAUUUCACUGAUUGUCAUUGGAAUAAGCUUCCACACAGCUGGAGGACAGCAUUGGACAAUGUCGAUCCUCAAGAACUUGGGAAGUUUUUAACCCAUAAUAACACUUUUAGAAGUCAUCAGAGGGUGUGGCCCUUGUCAUUACUGGCUCUGCAAGUAGCUUCACUGCAUUUGUCUGUACCACGUGAACAGACACACUUUAAAGAUCUUCUGAAUGCAAAGGGACAGUGGAGUGGUGAAACAGACAGCAGAAGUAAUGCAUUAAAGCAACCAAGUUCAAUUGCUCAUUAUUUGAGCAGUAACAGGAAGUCUUCACAGGUAGAAUGGCAGAAUGCAGAGAGGAUGCCAUGUCUUAAACAUCCCAAGCUACAUUAUGUGUUCACAAAACAUGUGAAACCCAAAAAGCAACAUGAAAUAUCAAGAAUGGCUCAGAUGACUGCAAAUGUAGCACAGACAGAGAGCUGCCAGUACAUUGUGGAUGUUGGUUCAGGGUUGGGUCACUUAGCAAGACUACUUGCCUAUGGUUAUGGUUUGAAAGUCUGUUGUUUGGAGGCACAAGAAAAUCUCUCAUGUGAAGCAUGGAAGUUAGAUAUGGAAUUAGAGACUUCUGUGUCCAAGAUUUUGAAGGACUCCCAAAAUGCCAAAUUCCAUCGACCAGUGCAUUUAAAUAUAACAGUUGAUACUCAUUUGACUGCUGGCAACUUUACACAGGCAGUGAAAAAAGCAUUAGGAAUUUCUGAAGAAAGUUUUGAUUUUGGUAUAGUUGGACUUCAUUCAUGUGGUGAUUUAACACCAAUAUUAAUGCACCUCUUUGUACAGUGUCCAGGUGCAAAAUUUAUUAAUAUUGUGGGAUGCUGUUACAUGAAGCUUACAACAGGAAUUGUUUCAGGAUCUGGUGGUUAUCCAGUGAGUGAAUUUUUUUCUGCAAGAUCACAUUCACUGAGUUAUGAGGCUCUAGAGAUUGCAUGCCAUGCAAUUGAUACCUACCGUGAACGUUUAUGUUUGGGGCAGUAUGAAGAAUUGAAGGUACAUUGCUAUCGUGCUGUUUUGGAAAAGAUUCUGGUCAAAUAUUGGCCACAUUUGAGGCACACUGCAAUCAGGAGUAUAAAGCAUAGUAACAACAUGACAUUUACAGAGUACGUCACAUUGGCCUUCAUAAAACUGGGGUUGAAAGUGCCACUAGAAGAUCUUGAAUCUGAAGAGACACUAUUGAAUUUAUCACAGUGGAAACAGGUGGUGGUUUUCUACACCCUGCGCCUCUUAUUAGCCCCUCUAGUGGAAACCAUCGUGUUACUUGAUCGAUUACUCUAUCUACAGGAACUUGCAAGAAAGACAACAUUCAAAAGCUGCCUUGGCUUUAGUCUUCAGACAGUAAGGACAUAAUCUGAUGGGUGCAUUGGAAUGAGCAAGUCCAUCACUGGAUCUAAUGAAGCAGAAUCAGGUUCCAGAACAUUGUGUGUUCAGUAUAAAACUGGGACAAGUUAAAAUAUGGGUGCCAGCCUUAUAGUAUAUUGAGAUUUGAAAUUUUGUUCCAGGUAAAAUAAAGAUAAAUAUAAGAUGAUAGUAUAGUUUCUUCACACUUUAUUCAUUUUCAGUUACAAUAAUUUCAAUUUUUUUCCUUCCAUUACAGGAAUAUGCAGUGAUCUGAUCCCACUGUUUGAUCCCAGUUUAUCCCCAAGAAACAAUAUCCUGAUUGCUUGGAAGUGAUAUUGACAAGUAGGCUGUACUAUAUGUUAUGUCACAUGAAUACAAUGACAUUGAAAUAUCUUGUGUAAUUUUUAGUGGCUAAAAUUGUUUGAUAAAUACAGUUUCAUGGGUGUUAAGUGGGUCUCUACUGUUGCUGCAUGACACAUCCUUUGGCUGUAGCUGGAGGAGGGCAGGUCCUACCCAUUAAUGUGUAUUAACAAAGUCACAGUUGCAAAGGGAUGAUUCUUGUAUGGGGGAUGAUCAUGGAGUUAACACCACUCACCUAGCAAAACUAGGCUGUGUGAAUCUGCCAGUUAUGUCCCAGACCUUGAGACAUUCUGUAGCAAAGCUUACACAACAUGAGAGGAUGCUGAAAAGUAAUGCCUCCUCAAUUGCUGCACACUCUCAGUUCCAUAUUGACAUCUCCAUACACUGUGCCAAUUUCACAGUGGUAAUUCAGAGGCCUCCAGCGGCAGAUAUAUGAAACUCCACACAGAAGUGUGGGAAAGCUGAAUCAAAUUCAGAGACCUCUAGUGGCAAGUGUGACAUAGGCGCAGAGUGGUGCAACAUAGGAAUAAAAAUGCAUAACACCUUACCCUCCAAAUUAAAGAAAUUUUAAGGUUUUUAAAAUUAAAUUAAAAAGUUAUUUAUUACAAAACUGUUUUUAUUCUCUACACGAGUUAUUUUAGUAACUAUGAUAGACGAUAGUUUGGUAAUUCGAGUUAGUUUCGAUAUGAUAUGGAAGUAUAUAGAUGGUCUUUGGACUGUUAUCUUCACUAAAUGGUGUUUUGUUUUACAUGGCAGACUUGUGUUUUCGUGGUGUAAGUAUAAGGGGCAGUCAAAUGAAAACGGGUCACCACGCAUAACUCACACAGCGCACAAGUUGGUAACACUGGAAUUUGCUUAUGGUACGAACAUCUGGUGGGGACUUGGGAAAGCACAGUGGCAACAUGCCCUUGCACUCGAGUUGUUUAUUGUGCUGGAAGUAAGGUUAGUGCUACAUGUGGUCAUCUAACAUCAGUAAUGGAGGCAGGUAAAGA